Austrofundulus limnaeus is the source of this 2131-nucleotide messenger RNA. It is a transcript of the gene lbx2, whose product is annotated as ladybird homeobox 2. Bases 520 to 1335 code for a protein of 271 amino acids. Lineage: Eukaryota; Metazoa; Chordata; Actinopteri; Cyprinodontiformes; Rivulidae. Gene Ontology annotation, biological process: regulation of transcription by RNA polymerase II. Gene Ontology annotation, cellular component: nucleus. The record is from RefSeq and is a predicted model, not a curated record. The transcript has 3 exons. Gene Ontology annotation, molecular function: sequence-specific double-stranded DNA binding; DNA-binding transcription factor activity, RNA polymerase II-specific.
AAGAACUUGGCAGCCAUUUUGUCACCCAUGUGGUGACAUAAAAACAUGUUUCCUAUUGUGUUUUUUGGACAGUUAGCUGACUAAACUUGCUGUUAAAGAGGAAAUGUAUUUGUUAUGUAGUGUUAUGAGUGUUUCAAGACAAGGAAGAAUGAUUUUUGUGGCCAGGAAAUGUCAUAAAACAAGGAAUUAAAUUUUCGUCCUGGCUGCCAUUUUGGAAAGAGGAGAAAUGAUGCAUCAAAAGGAUUCACCUCCUCCAGUUUGUCACUUUCUAAACAUCCAUGGAGCUUGGCAGAGGAACUGGGACGCUCUGAGGGGAAUACAGGCUGCCUCCGCCUGAAGCAUGCUUAUUUUGGAGGGAGGACCUCAGGCGAGCUAAAGUUGCUGUUUGUCUGCAGGAGUUGGAAUCCAGCGGGGAUCUGCCAGAGAUUUAUUACAGUUUUUUUUUAAACUUGGUUUACAAUCCGCCACUUGAAUGAAAUAACCAACUUUUCCUGAGAGCAGCGAUCGUUCGGGACCGCGAUGACCUCCAGUAAAGACGCGAAGGCGGGCUCGGUGUUGCAGUCCGGCGGCGGCGAGGAGCGGAGGCGCGCCCCGCUGGACCAGCUGCCGCCGCCGGCCAACUCCAACAAGCCGCUGACGCCGUUCAGCAUCGAGGAUAUCCUCAACAAGCCCUCCGUGAAGAAAUCCGCGGCCAGCAGCGCCUGUCCGCCCCGGGCGGUGCUGCUGGAGAAGGUCGCGGGCGCCAACUCGGCGAGGAACGGGAUCAUCAGCACGCCGUCGUCGCCGCUGUGCGCGCUGGAGGAGCUGGCCAGCAAAACGUUCAAGGGGCUGGAGGUCAGCGUCAUCCAGGCGGCUGAAGGUCGCGAGCACCUGAACGCCUUCGGCCAGCGGCAGACGUCGAAGAAGCGGCGGAAGUCGCGCACGGCCUUCACCAACCACCAGAUCUACGAGCUGGAGAAGCGCUUCCUGUACCAGAAGUACCUGUCUCCGGCCGACCGCGACCAGAUCGCGCAGCAGCUGGGACUGUCCAACGCGCAGGUCAUCACCUGGUUCCAGAACCGCCGCGCCAAGCUCAAGCGGGACCUGGAGGAGAUGAAGGCGGACGUGGAGUCGCUGAAGAAGAUCACGCCGCAGACGCUGCAGAAGCUCGUCAGCAUGGAGAGCGUCGAGGACGCGCAGGGCGGAGAGGGGCCCGGGGGGGCCAGGACGCCCAGCGUCUCCCCGACCUCCCGAGGAGGAGGRCACCGAGCCUUCCCGCAGUCCCCGUCCUCGUCCAGGGACCAGACCACGGACGAGUUCUCGGAGGACGACGAGGAGAUCGAGGUGGACGAUUAACCGAGAUUUUAUCAYCGAACACAAAACAAGAAAAUUAAAGAGGGACGUUUUUUUUUUUCUCUUCCCCAAACUUUUGCACGGAUAUUGAUUUAAAAAAAAGGAGUAUACACAUAUAUGAACACAUCGGGGGGAAAAUAUUCCCCACUUUUUAUGUCUUCAUUUUAAUUUAUUUAUUCGAAACUAUUCGAGGUUGUUCGGGUUUCACCGCAGUCUGAGGAGGAUCAGGCAGGAAGGCUUCUGACAAAUGAAAUGUGGAUUUAGUCCCACUAAACCAGACUGUUUAAAUGUAAAAAUAAAACAUAAAUCAGUUUCAACUCUUCUAAAAACACAAGAUACAAAAGAAUCAGUUUGAUGAAAACAAACAAAYAAAAACAGGUUCUGGUCUGACGCACGUUACAGAAUUUAUUCAGUAAAAUUAUUGAAUUGCUACAGUGCAAAAACACCUGCUAACUGUUAAAAAUAAAUCAGGACAAAAUCCUAAUUUCAUCUCUUAGAGUGUGGAAUAAACAUUUAAUAAUUAAACAUCUUUUAGGUUAUAGGAAGUUCAGUGCAAUUUACUUUGAUUUGCCUUUUUUUCAGGUUUUAUUUGUUUCUGUUAAAUAUCUCUGACACCUUCCCCCAGAAACUUUUAUUUUAAAAUUUAAUUUAUAUUGUUUAAAUCGCCACACAGUCAGCACCUCACGCACACUUCGGCUUUGUUCCGCUUCGGUUCUGUAAAUAGAUCCAACAUCUUAUUUUAUUGUAACGUUCUAUUUAAUCAGCAUCUAUGUAAAUAAAGCUUAUAUGAUAUUUGAAA